AUGGCCACUGCUACGACAGCAUUGGCACGUCCAACGGGUAAUACUGGUGGUGCAAUGAUGAUGAUGCCAGCGGGUUCUGCUAUUGCUAUGGGUUGUACAGGUCAGCCGUCACAAAUACCAUUGUAUCCGUCGCAACAAAGUGCGUAUUCUGUUUAUCCAUCACAAACUGCCAUUGGAGUGUCAUCAGCUAAUGAACGUUUAGUUUCGAAUAAUUCUUGUGAUGCAGCACCUGGAAAUUUCUUCCCCCAACAACCGCAACAAAGCUAUGCAUUGCAACGGUCAUUUUAUCAAAAUUUAACACCGGAACCACAGGCAACAACAACUAGUAGUGUUAUGUCUCAAAGUAUGAAUUGUGAAGCCAUUGGUUCGACAGCGACCAUGUCUAAUGAUAGUUUGACAGCAUCGGUUCUAACUGAUUUGAGUUCCCAGUCAUUAUCAGUUCGACGGCCUUCCAGUUGUAGCAGCCGGAGUCGUCCAUCAUCAUCCUGCUCCUCCGCUACAAACAUACAAAUACCAAUUACAAGUGCUACAGUUACUGUUACGAGUGCUGCUGGACUAACAACAAAUAUGAAUGGUUUGGCUAAUGCGUCGGUCACAAAUAAUACCAUUGCAUCAGUUUGUGCUACUAAAAGUGAUGAUAUUCUAAUAAUCCGUGAUCCAUUCGAAGAGGAAGAAUUGCCCGGUACACGCUGUAAUACCACAAAUACCCGAAUGAUGUUAUUCAAUCAACGACCACCACAAUAUAUCAACACUGGAAAUCCUUUGGAUUCUGGAGGACAGUUGGAGUUGCCCCGGCAUCUUCGUGUCCCGUAUCCUGAAUCGGCAUAUAGAGCAUGUAUUGCAGCGAAUAAGAAUUUGGCCAAUUACCGUAACGGAGCACCGUUAUCUUCGUUCAUACCGCCCUAUCCAGGGCUUCCUGGCCCAAGACCUGGUUCUGUUUUUGGUCCCAAUGUUGUUCCAAUAGAAAAUUCAAUAAUAUAUGGGAAUCCACAACAACAGCAGCAGCAGCAACAACAGCAACUCCCCGGAAAUGGUGCAAAUUUUGGGAUUUUGCGGAAUAAUAGAACGCAAGGAAAUACUUCACCAGGUUGUCCACCGCUGUCAAUGGGUAAUGCACUUCCACCAAUUCCAACCCAGGGCUUUGGAAACCCAUAUUGUGUUCAAGGACCGGCUCCAACGCAGCAGAUGUUAGGACCACCUGGCUGUAUGCAGCGUACGGAAUACUUACCAGCUCCAUCAGGUCCAUAUUGUAUGCCGGGUGGUGCCGCUGGACAGCCUUAUUUUGGAGGACAACCGGUUGGAAGAUCCGAACCUGGAACUUCUAAUAUGGUGCCUUUGAACAAUAGUCAACAAAUAAAUGCCAUGGGAAUGGGGGGCAUGAAUGGUGAAAGAAUGGGACCUGUUAUGGGUGUCAUCGGUGUAGCCCAGCAGCAAAGUGUUGCAAUGCCGAAUCUUAGCAUCACAGAUGAACAGCAGCUCUUGGCAGCAAGACGGAAGCAACAAUCGUUGUUACCAUCCGGACAACAACAACAACAACAGCAACCAAUGGUACCUGGAAUGAUGCUACCAAUGUCAGUUCCAUCCCAGGACUUCUAUUUAUCCCAGAGCAUUUGUGGCAGUCGUAGUGGUAUACCACUUCACGUCGCAUCAGCACAGCAGCAGGCGAUGGUACCAAUGGCACCUGCUAAUGGAACUGCUGGAGGAGGCGGGCUAGGACAAUUUGAUCAUUUUGACGUUCGACCUUCAACAAGUAUGAGUUGUACGCCAAUGUCAUACUGUCCUUCGAUAGCAUCAGCACCAAAUGCAACAGAUGCCCCGCCUCAGCAACAGUCUACUUCUCAAAUGAUCGCUAAUUCAAUGAUGAUGACUAGAGGUUAUGGUGGUUUCGAGCAAAAUGGCUUCGUUGAUGGUUUUCAGGUCCAUGUACAGUUCGUUUUUUUUUUUGCAACUGGGAUCAUUGUUUCGGAACAUCUUCCAAGUCUGGAUCCUAACUCAGGAAAAUUAGUGAAGGUGCUAAAGUUGCAAGUUCGAAUUGGAAAUUUUGAACUAAAAUUAAGAAAAUUUCAACCUUUACGGGAGCAAUUGGAAGCGGCUCAACGGAAUAAUAAUGGUAGCAGUGGUGAUGUUGUUAGCAAUAAUAUGGCAACCAAUACCACCAUCACCACCAGUACCAGCGGUGAUUCGUUCACUAUACUAAAUGGUUCUACAAGUAGCCAGAACACGAGUACCGGUAACAAACAACGUUGUGUAAGCUGUACAGAAGAACUAAGAAGCGAUCAACCCAGUAUUCAAUGCACAGCAAAUGGCGAAGGUUGUCGGCGUUUCUUUCAUCAAGAAUGUAGUGGAUUAUUAUCGGAUGCAUUCCGUGCUAUCAUUGCAGAACCGUGUGCAGAAUGGAUUUGCCCAGAUUGUUUAUGCCGUCAACAAACGCAACUUACAUUUGCUUAA
Molecule: messenger RNA, 2448 nt
Organism: Acanthocheilonema viteae
Lineage: Eukaryota; Metazoa; Nematoda; Chromadorea; Rhabditida; Onchocercidae
Source: the annotation of a GenBank genome assembly